Chrysochloris asiatica (Cape golden mole) is the source of this 6222-nucleotide messenger RNA. It is a transcript of the gene CABIN1, whose product is annotated as calcineurin binding protein 1. Gene Ontology annotation, molecular function: protein binding; nucleosome binding. Gene Ontology annotation, cellular component: nucleus. Gene Ontology annotation, biological process: chromatin organization. The record is from RefSeq and is a predicted model, not a curated record. The transcript is spliced from 34 exons. The coding region runs from base 1 to 6222 and encodes 2073 amino acids. Lineage: Eukaryota; Metazoa; Chordata; Mammalia; Afrosoricida; Chrysochloridae.
AUGGUGCGACGCUAUGCACAACAGAACAAAUGCUGCCUGGUCCUGGCCAUCCUCGCGAUUGUUAUAAUUGAGCUCAUUGGUGCCGCUUCUUGGAUUCGAAUCGCAGCCUUGAAUGCCAGUUCUACAGUUGAGGAUGAUCAUGAAGGAAGCUUUAAAAGUCAUAAAACCCAGACAAAGGAAGCUCAGGAAGCAGAGGCCUUUGCCUUGUACCACAAGGCCCUGGAUCUGCAGAAACAUGACCAAUUUGAAGAGUCAGCCAGAGCCUACCAUGAGCUUCUCGAGGCACGUCUACUGCGGGAGGCGGUUUCAUCAGGUGAUGAGAAAGAGGGUCUGAAGCACCCCGGGCUGAUUCUGAAGUACUCCACCUAUAAGAACCUUGCCCAGCUAGCUGCCCAGCGAGAAGACCUGGAGACUGCCAUGGAGUUCUACCUAGAGGCUGUGAUGUUGGACUCCACCGACGUCAACCUCUGGUACAAAAUUGGGCACGUGGCCUUGAGGCUCAUCCGCGUGCCCCUGGCCCGCCAUGCUUUUGAGGAAGGACUGAGGUGCAACGCGGACCACUGGCCCUGCCUGGACAACCUCAUCACCAUCCUGUAUGCCCUCAGUGAUUACACAACGUGUCUGUACUUCAUCUGCAAAGCCCUGGAGAAAGAUUGCCGCUAUAGCAAGGGGCUGGUCCUCAAGGAGAAGAUCUUCGAGGAGCAGCCUUGUCUCCGGAAGGACUCGCUGCGCAUGUUCCUCAGAUGUGACAUGUCAAUCCAUGAGGCAUCUGUAAGCAAGGCUGAGGCUCAGGCCAUUGUGGAUGAGGCCCUGGGGCUGCGGAAGAGGAGGCAGGCGCUGACUGUACGAGAGAAGGUGCCAGACCUGAAGCUAGUGCAACCCAUCCCAUUCUUCACCUGGAAGUGCCUUGGUGAGAGCCUGCUCACCAUGUACAACCACCUCACCACCUGUGAGCCCCCUCGGCCCAGCCUUGGGAAGAGGAUCGACCUGUCCGACUACCAGGACCCCGCCCUGCAGCUGGCCUCCUGUGUGGAGGUGCCACCCGUCAGCAUGGUCCAGCCGAACCUCGUCAGUACAUCCCCGGCUGGUGCUGUGGUGGAACCUGUGCUUGCUUACACCCCUGUGGUUGCUGCCAGCUUUCCACGCCAUAGCCCCAGCCUGCUGGAGACCAGCCUGCCUGGGGGUGAUGCUUCUGGGAGUGACAGGUCCAAGAAGGGUAUGAAGCGGAAGAAGACAGCAGAGGAGAGUGGGGAGACAGCAAAGCGGCGCUCAGCCCGCGUCCGCAACACCAAGUGCAAGAAGGAGGAGAAGGUAGACUUCCAGGAGUUGCUGGUGAAGUUCCUACCGUCCAGGCUGAGGAAACUGGACCCCGAGGAGGAGGAUGGCCACUUCAACAGUUAUGACGUCCAGUCAGAGGUCAAGCCGGAGCAGUGUUCGAGUAUGGGACCACAUAGACUGUCCUUCGACUCGGCCACAUUCAUGGAAUCUGAGAGAAAGGACGUUCAUGAAUUCCUGCUGGGAAACUUGACCAAUGGUGGAAUUUUGGAGCUGAUGAUGCGCUACCUGAAGGCCAUGGGCCACAAGUUCCUGCUGCGCUGGCCGCCAGGGCUAGCUGAUGUUGUGCUCAGCAUCUACCACAGCUGGAGGCGCCAUAGCACCAGCCUGCCCAACCCACUGCUGCGGGACUGUAGCAACGGACAUAUCAAGGACAUGAUGCUGAUGUCACUUUCCUGCAUGGAGCUCCAGCUGGACCAGUGGCUGCUGACCAAAGGCAGAAGUUCUGCAGUGUCUCCUAGGAAUUGCCCUGCUGGGGUGGCGAAUGGCAGGUUUGGGCCUGAUUUCCCAGGAACCCACUUUCUGGGUGACCUCCUGCAGCUGUCAUUUGCCUCCUCCCAGCGGGACCUCUUUGAGGAUGGCUGGCUGGAAUUUGUGGUGCGAGUAUAUUGGCUGAAGGCUCGGUUCCUGGCUCUCCAGGGGGACAUGGAGCAGGCCCUGGAGAACUACGACAUUUGCACUGAGAUGCUCCAGAGCUCAGCCACUCUCCAGACUACAGCAGGGGUGCAGUGCAGAGACCUGGUCAUCCGGCUGCCCAACCUGCACAAUGACUCUACUGUCUCACUAGAGGAGAUCGAUAAGAACCUGAAGUCGCUGGAGCGGUGCCAGUCACUGGAGGAGAUUCAGAGGCUGUAUGAAGCUGGUGACUACAAAGCCGUCAUACGUCUGCUGCGCCCCACCCUGUGCACCAGUGAUUUUGACCGAGCCAAGCACCUGGAGUUCAUGACGUCCAUCCCAGAGAGGCCGGCACAGCUGUUGUUACUGCAGGAUUCUCUGCUUCGGCUGCAGGACCGCCGGCAGUGUUUCGAGUGCUCUGAUGUAGCUCUGCACGAAGCAGUCCAGCAGAUGGUCAAUGCAGGUGACACUGCAGCCAAGGAGGAGUGGGUGGCCACAGUAACACAGCUGCUGCUGGGCAUCGAGCAGACGCUCUCUGCAGAUGGCAGCGGCAGCAUCCUGAAGGAGUCUGCUUCCUCCUCCUCCUCUUCCACCACUGGCCUCGCCAGGCUCACCAGCAACCUCAUCCAGGUUAUUGACUGCAGCAUGGCUGUGCAGGAGGAGCCCAAGGAGCCGCAUGUGUCCUCCGUGCUGCCCUGGAUCAUUCUGCAUCGUGUCAUCUGGCAGGAGGAGGAUACCUUCCGCUCUCUAUGCCACCAGCAGCAGCUCCAGAGCCCAGCAGAUGAAGGAAUGUCGGAGACAGCCAUGCUCCCAUCGUCCCUCAUGCUGCUCAACACGGCCCAUGAAUAUCUGGGCCGACGGUCCUGGUGCUGCAAUUCCGAUGGGGCUCUGCUGCGUUUCUAUGUACGGGUUCUCCAGAAGGAGCUUGCUGAGCCCACUUCAGAAGAUACACACCCCUAUAAGGAGGAGCUGGAGACGGCCUUGGAGCAGUGCUUCUACUGCCUGUACGGCUUCCCCAGCAAGAAGAGUAAGGCCAGGUACCUGGAGGAGCACUCGGCCCAGCAGGUCAGGGGCCUGUCUAAACCUGAGUCCGGCUGGAACAUUUGCAUGGCAUCUCCUUUUGGGGAUGGGUGGUGUUCUGACUUGUAUGCUGCUGGCAGUGGCUCUGAGUCAGGACUGGCCAGGGAGACACACUGCAGAGCUAUCAAAGGUUUUGUCAGGGACAGUGCAGUUCUUGUGCCUGAGGCAGCCUGGUCCGUCAUGUUGCAGAUGGAGGAGCGGCGGGACAGCAUGCUGGAGACUGCUCGGCACUGUUUCACGUCAGCUGCCCGCUGUGAGGGUGAUGGUGAUGAGGAGGAGUGGCUCAUCCACUACAUGCUGGGCAAGGUGGCUGAGAAGCAACAGCAGCCGCCCGCCAUGUACCUGCUGCAUUACCGGCAGGCUGGCCACUACCUGCACGAGGAGGCUGCCCGCUAUCCCAAGAAGAUUCACUACCACAACCCCCCUGAGCUGGCCAUGGAGGCCCUGGAGGUAUACUUUCGGCUUCAUGCCUCCAUCCUGAAGCUCCUGGGCAAGCCUGAGUCUGGGGUCAGUGCUGAGGUGCUGCUCAGCUUCAUGAAGGAGGCUGCAGAAGGGCCCUUUGCCAGGGGCGAGGAGAAGAACGCACCCAAAGCUUCUGAAAAGGAGAAGGCCUGCCUGGUGGACGAGGACUCCUACUCUUCAGCUGGGCCACUGCCGGGCCCCGGAGCCUCCCUCCCCUCCUCCUCUGGCCCAGGUCUGACAUCCCCACCUUACACAGCCACUCCGAUUGACCACGAUUACGUCAAAUGUAAAAAACCCCAUCAGCAGGCAACGUUGGACGAACGUAGCCAGGACAGCAUGGCUGUGGCUCUCUCAGACUCCAGCUCAACGCAGGAUUUCUUCAAUGAGCCAGCCAGCUCUCUGGAAGGCUCCCGGAAGUCCAGUAACACUGAGAAGAAGCUACCCACUCCCAGUUCCCAGGUUGGGCCCACGGGAAAAGACCUGCAGGCUGCCACAGAGGAAAGAGGAAAAGCUGAUGAGCCCCUGGAGAAUGUAGAGGGCUUCCAGGCUGAACAGGGCAGCCAGAGGUCUGCUGCAGAGCACCCCCAUGCUGUCUGCCAUCCCACCAAGCCUGUAGCAUCGGCCCCUUCCACAUGGGAGGCCAGGAGGCGAGGGGACCCCUUGGGGGAGCCAGCUUUCCCUCAGGGGCUGCCGGCUGGUGCAGAGGAACAGCGCCAAUUCCUCACGGAGCAGUGCAUUGCCUCCUUCCAUCUGUGCCUCAGCCGCUUCCCUCAGCACUACAAGAGCCUGUACCGGCUGGCUUUCCUCUACACCUACAGCAAGACCCACAGGAACCUCCAGUGGGCCCGAGACGUGUUGCUAGGUAGCAGUAUCCCAUGGCAACAGCUGCACCACAUGCCCGCACAGGGGCUCUUCUGCGAGAGGAACAAGACCAAUUUCUUCAACGGUAUCUGGCGGAUCCCCGUGGACGAGAUCGACCGGCCGGGCAGCUUUGCCUGGCACAUGAACCGCUCCAUCGUGCUGCUGCUGAAGGUGCUGGCCCAGCUGCGGGACCACAGCACCCUGCUAAAGGUGUCGUCCAUGCUGCAGCGCACGCCUGACCAGGGCAAGAAGUAUCUGCGUGAUGCUGACCGCCAGGUCCUGGCGCAGCGGGCCUUCAUCCUCACUGUGAAGGUGCUGGAGGACACGCUGAGCGAACUCGCAGAGGGAUCUGAAUGCCCAGGGCCCAAAAACUUUGCCCUUCCUGGGAGCAGGAUGACCACGGACGUCUCCCACAAGGCCAGCCCCGAGGAUGGCCAGGAGAACCUUCCUCACCCCAAGAAGCUCCCUUUGGCUGAUGGUGCGGGUCCAGAGGCCGAGCCAGGGGGCAAUGUGAGCCCACCCAACCCCCAGCCUGUAGCCCCAGACCCAGGCGGCAGCGUGAACCAGAGCGGGGAUCUCAGGGACAAGGAGGGCCCCCGGUCUGGCUCUACAGAACCCAUGGACACAGCUGAAGGACUUGCCCACCACCCUGAUGCAGAGCGGGCAGCCCCCAUGACCCCAGGCCAUCUCCCUCCGGAAUGGGGCCCUGAGAGCCGGCCGACAGAACUAUCACUGGAGGAGCUGAGCAUCAGUACUGGGCAGCAGCCCUCACCAGCCCCUGAGUCCUCAGGGCCUGGACCCAGGAUGGGCGGGACCCCUGAGGAACCAGCCCCCAGGCCCAGCCGAAAAAGGAAGCUCCUAGAGGACACGGAGUCAGGCAAGACUCUGCUACUGGACGCCUACCGCGUGUGGCUGCAGGGACAGAAGGGAGUGGCCUAUGAUCUGGGUCGCAUUGAGAGAAUUAUGUCUGAGACCUACAUGCUCAUCAAACAGGUGGACGAGGAGACAGCGCUGGAACAGGCAGUGAAGUUUUGUCAGGUCCACCUGGGGGCCGCUGCCCAGAGACAAGCUGCAGGGGAUACUCCCACCACCCCAAAGCACCCGAAGGACAGCCGAGAGAACUUUUUCCCAACAGCAGUGACCCCCACAACCCCUGAUGCCUCACCUGCUGAUGCCCUUCAUCGACCCAGUGACAACCAUGCCAAGCCCCGUACUGCCCCAGCCUGCUGCCUGCCUUGUGCAUCAGCCUUUGCCCCAGACUCCACUAAGGACCUCGGAACCCCUCGGCUACACAGGCCCGAGGCCACCCCCAGCACCACUUCAGUGGCCCCAGAGGGAGAAGAACCAGCAGGAGUGGUGGAGAGUGCCAGCUUCACACUCCAGGAGCCCCGGCGCAGCCAGCAAGUGAAGUCGGCUCCUCUAGCAGCCCCAGCAGAGCAGAGCCGCUGGUCAGUGGAGGCUGCCCCCUCAACAGGUGUGGAGCCCACCUGCAGCCAAGCCUCCAGCUCCAAGGACCCCAGCAGUGGGGCUGCCCAGCCUCAUGGGGGGUCCCUGAGCAAGAUCGAGCCCAGCAGGGCCAAGCCGCGUCUGCUGCCCAACAUGCCAAAGCUGGUCAUCCCCUCUGCCGCCACCAAGUUCCCUCCUGAGAUCACGGUCACACCGCCUACCCCCACCCUGCUGUCACCUAAAGGCAGCGUCUCAGAAGAGACCAAGCAGAGACUGAAGUCGGCCAUCCUGUCUGCCCAGUCAGCUGCCAAUGUAAGGAAGGAGAGCCUGUGCCAGCCUGCCCUGGAGGUCUUGGAGACAUCGAGCCAGGAGUCAUCCCUGGAGAGCGAGUCAGACGAGGAUGACGACUACAUGGACAUCUGA